Molecule: messenger RNA, 658 nt
Organism: Vollenhovia emeryi
Lineage: Eukaryota; Metazoa; Arthropoda; Insecta; Hymenoptera; Formicidae
Product: histone H3
Exons: 1
Coding region: 38-448 (136 amino acids)
Cellular component (GO): nucleosome
Molecular function (GO): structural constituent of chromatin; protein heterodimerization activity; DNA binding
Source: RefSeq, a predicted model, not a curated record
UCUGUUACUUCGUCAGACGCAUCAGAAGUCUAUUACGAUGGCACGUACCAAGCAGACGGCUCGUAAAUCGACCGGAGGGAAGGCGCCUCGUAAACAGCUAGCCACUAAAGCUGCAAGAAAAAGUGCCCCGGCUACCGGUGGUGUGAAAAAACCUCACCGUUACAGGCCCGGUACUGUAGCCCUGCGUGAGAUCCGUCGUUAUCAGAAAAGUACGGAACUAUUGAUCCGUAAAUUGCCGUUUCAACGACUCGUUCGUGAGAUCGCUCAGGAUUUCAAGACUGAUCUUCGCUUCCAAAGCUCUGCUGUGAUGGCAUUGCAAGAAGCCAGCGAGGCCUAUCUCGUAGGUCUUUUCGAGGACACGAACUUGUGCGCUAUUCAUGCCAAACGAGUUACCAUCAUGCCUAAGGACAUCCAAUUGGCACGUCGUAUCCGUGGCGAGAGAGCAUAAGCGCAACAAGUUUUUAAAAUUAAUAAACGGCCCUUUUCAGGGCCAACAAUCUUUCUCGAAGGAUAUCGACCGUUUACGCAUAUUUUACUUGUAAUCGCUGUAAAAUUAUACUUGCUCUUUGUAACAUCUAGGAUUACACUUGUCGAUCAAAUUGUGUCCGAGACGAGUUUAACUUAACGUCGGAUUUUCAAAAAUAUGAAAUGUAAAAUU